Messenger RNA from Paramecium octaurelia, 1449 nucleotides. The record is from the annotation of a GenBank genome assembly. Lineage: Eukaryota; Ciliophora; Oligohymenophorea; Peniculida; Parameciidae.
AUGGAAUUGGAAAAUAUGGCAUAAACAUCUUUUAUUUUAAAAUAGUUGAAAUAGAAUUACAAACCGGUUUUAUAAGGCUAAAAAUUAGAAUUGGAUAUUAAAUAAAGCAAUCGUUUUUCUUUGCCUUCUAGCAACCAAAAUGUCAAUGCAUAAAAUUCCUCCAUCUAUUGUAUUAGAUUUCUGAGUAUGUCAAAGAGAUUUAAAAUUGAGCAUCUAAAGGUUAAACAUUUUGUAGAAGCCAUUCACAAUAUAUAAAACCUAACUGGAAAAGUUAAGGUUAUGGGAACUAUCUUUAAAGCUAUGAAAUUGAAACCUUAUUAUUUUUAGUAAUAUACUGAAAUAAAAAUAGCGGGUAUUUAACAAAGUGUAAUAUUUAGAAUCUGUAUAAAAUGAAGAAAUAUGUUAUUUAGAGGAUAGAUCAGGCAGAAUUAAAUUAGAAUUUACAAAUUGUAAGCUUCUUCUACCAAAUAAUACUUCAAAAACAAUAAAAGUUGAAGACUUAAUAACAGGGAUAGUGGUUCUGAUAGAAGGAGAAAUUGUUGGAAACAAUGUAGUAAAUGUAUAAAGCAUCAAUUUACCUGACUUUAUUGAUCCUCCUAUUUAUAAGCCUUUAAAUUAGACGACAUAUGUUUGUUUGAUCUCUGGACUAAAUUAUGACGUGGAAAAUAACACAACGAAAUUGAGACACUUAAUCCAAUAUUUAUAAGGGAAUUUGUAUUGUGGUUAUGGAAAUGAAGUAAGUAAAAUUGAUAUUUCAGGUCUCAUAAAGACUGUCAUAGAUAAUCAUAGCAGGUAAUAUAUAUGGAAGAUAGAGAGAUGCAAAAAGAUGCUUGACAGGAUCAAUAAAAUAGCCAUAAGAUUUCAAACAACUUUAUGGUUAAUUGCAAGAGAAUAUUAAGGGAGUAGAUGAAUUGGUUAAUGAAUUAGCUGGCAUCAUUCCAGUUGCUAUAAUGCCUGGUUAAAAUGAACCAGUAUCAUAAAUACUUCCUCAAACAUCUCUACAAAAAGCCCAUUUUGGAGAGAGUUUUGAAAACAAUACUAAAGUUUCGUUUUUAACUAAUCCAGCAGAAUUCAGUUUGGGGAACAUUCAUUUUAUAGGCACAAGUGGAUAAAAUAUUUAAGACAUUAAAAAAUAAUAGACUAUAAAAGAUUAACCAGACAUAGAUUUAAUUGAGAUGAAUUUGUUCUAUGGCCACUUAGCUCCUACAUUGUAGGAUACUCUAAUGUAAUAAUAGUAGAAUAUUUAGACAAUAACAAUAAUUUACAAAUGAUCCUUUCAUUAUUGAACAAUUACCAAACAUCUACUUUGUUGGAAAUAUGAAAAGUUUUGGAACAAAGAGAUUGUCAAAUAAUCUCAGAAUCAUUAGUAUCCCUUCAUUUUCAGAAAGUGGAACAAUAUGUUUACUCAAUUUAAGUACAUUUGAAUGCUUUUCUUUUGAAAUCUAAUGA